Messenger RNA from Ascochyta rabiei, 3117 nucleotides. RefSeq lists its product as uncharacterized. The transcript has 2 exons. Gene Ontology annotation, biological process: DNA repair; telomere maintenance. NCBI's taxonomy places the organism in Eukaryota, Fungi, Ascomycota, Dothideomycetes, Pleosporales, Didymellaceae. The record is from RefSeq and is a predicted model, not a curated record. Gene Ontology annotation, molecular function: DNA helicase activity. The coding region runs from base 1 to 3117 and encodes 1038 amino acids.
AUGUUUCCCCACGGGGAUUCUGGGUGGCGGCCGGGGCUAACGCUCCGUAACCAGGACGGAUCCCGUCUGCAGACGUCGCUGACCCAGCAAACCUACUAUCGAUACUAUCUACACCCCCGCCCUGGGCAGACUACAAAUCCGUUCCGCUUCUACAGGCUGUUUCAGCAGUACGUUGUGGAUAUCUGGGCUAUCUGCGACCAGGCCCGGCUGGCCUGGAUCCGAGCAAACCAGGCACAGCUGCGGGCAGACCUGUAUAGCGGUGUUGCUGAUGCCGUUAUGGGCAACAACGACGCCCAGGCAGGCCCUGUUGGACGCCGCGUUGUCCUGCCGUCGUCCUAUCUAGGCAGCUCACGAUUUGUCAGCCAGUGCUAUCAGGACUCUAUGGCUAUCGUCCGUCGAUAUGGCCGCCCUACCCUGUUUAUCACUUUUACAGCUAGCCCAUACUGGCCAGAGGUUGCCCGUGAGCUCCGCCCUGGGGAGACAGGCCUGAAUCGGCCUGAUCUAAUCUGCUGGGCCUUCCAUCUGAAGGUGCAGAAGCUAGUAGCCGAUGUGAAGAGCAACCUGUUCGGCACCCAUCUGGGCCACGUGUACACAAUUGAGUACCAGAAACGGGGCCUGCCCCAUAUACACCUGCUGCUGUUCCUGACCCCACACGACCGCGAGGCGUUCACGGAUCCUGUAACAAUUGAUAGCACUAUCCGGGCUGAGAUCCCUUCCCCUGUGGAUGACCCAGACGGCCUGCUUACAGAGGUUGUACGGACCUUCAUGCUUCACGGGCCAUGUGGGGAGCACAAUCUGCAGGCCCCGUGUAUGGUGCCUCAGCGCGACAGCGCCCCGCCGCGGUGCUCUAAGAACUUUCCUAAGCGUUACUGCCCAUCUACAGUGGUCCAUGAGGACGGGUACCCUGAGUAUCAGCGCCGGGAUGAUGGCCGCACGCUUGCUGUACGGUGUAAGGGCCGUAUUGUACACCUUAAUAACAGCUGGGUUGUCCCGUAUAACCCUGGUCUGCUCCAGUUAUCAGCCUGCCUGGAGCGAUCUGUAACUACGCUUACGGCGUUCUUCCAGCGCAACGCUGACCAUGAGUAUGGCCGUGAAGUCCUAUAUCAGGACUAUCCAUCCCAGUUUGUUUGGCACCUCCCGUCACGGACCUGGCACGUGCGUCAGCGCGGCACUGCGAUUGGCCGCAUGUACUUUUGCAGCCCGCUACAGGGUGAACGGUUCUAUCUACGGCUUCUCUUGACUACCGUACGGGGUCCACAGUCCUACGCGGACCUGCGUACCUUUAGCGGCACAGAGUAUCCUACUUUCCAGGCCGCCGCAGCUGCCCGCGGGUUACUGCUACACGAUAGAGACUGGGUAGCCUGCUUCCAGGACGCCGUUACGUUUGCCACAGGCCAGGCGUUACGGUACUUCUUCGUUGCUGCUCUCUUAAAUGGGCCUGUUACAGAUCCAGCUGCUAUCUGGGCAGCCUUCCAGGCGGAUUUGUGUGACGACUUACCUGAGGCUGCUGCUGCCCUGCUAGUAUCCGCAGAUCCAGACGCGUACCUUGACUACGGCCUGUAUCUGAUAGAAGGGCUGCUGGCAGAGUCUGGCAAACGUCUUACGGAUUUCUCACUCCCUGCGUGCCAGUUCAACUGGGGAGUACGGCUGCAGAAUCAGCUUCUUGCCGCUGAGCUGGCCUACGAUACAGACGGGCAGGACACUGCCUUCUGGGACACUGUUACAGGGCUGAAUAUGGACCAGCGCGCCGUAUUUGAUGCCGUUACUGCCGCUAUUGAGGCUGACCACAGCACUGCCCACUUCUUCGUACAGGGCCCAGCAGGCACAGGCAAGACGUUCCUCUGGCGCUGUAUAUGUGCCUACUAUCGCUCUACAGGCCGGGUGGUCCUGUGCGUUGCGUCGUCGGGUAUAGCUGCUGUCCUGCUGCCCGGCGGCCGCACUGCCCACUCCCGUUUCCGGAUCCCGUUGGAUAUCCACGACGAUUCCAUCUGCCCUGUUGCUCCAGGCUCGGAGCUUGGGCGGCUGCUGCAGGCCGCUACUCUAGUUAUCUGGGACGAGGUGCCUAUGCAGCACCGUUACUGCUUCGAGGCAGUCCACCGUAUGCUGCAGGACGUCCGUAGCUCCCCUGCCCUGUUUGGCGGCCUCCCUGUAAUUGCCAGCGGCGAUUUUGCCCAGAUCCUACCCGUCGUCCGCCGGGGCCAGCGGCCUGCCAUCGUCAACGCCUGCCUGCAGCAGUCUACGCUCAUAUGGCCGCACAUGACCGUACUGCACCUGCGUCAGAAUAUGCGGGUGCUAUCUGGGGCUGACAACACCUGUUUUGCAGCCUGGUGCCGGGGACUGGCUACCCGUGAGAUGGAUGGCCUGAUCUCCAUCCCAGACUGGAUGACCGUCUACUACAGCCUACAGGGCUUCCUGGAUCACGUCUAUCCGCCGCACCUCCUCCAGCAGGCUGCUGCGGACUAUCAGGUCCUCAACGGCCGUGCUAUACUGGCCGUACGGAACGACGCAGUGGCUGUAAUCAACGCCGCAAUGCUUGCUGCCUUCCCUGGUGAGCUAGUAGAGCUGGUUGCAGUGGACUCUGCUGAGGUUGAGGACAAUACAACACAGGAUCUGCCUCCCGUAGAGCUGCUGCAGUCCUUUGAGCCCCCGUCACUGCCCCCGUCACGCCUUCUGCUCAAGGUAGGCGUACCAAUAAUGCUUCUACGGAACCUGUACCCAAGCCAGGGGCUCUGCAACGGUACCCGUUUAGCGGUUACACAGAUAUCCUCCCGCUGUAUCCAGGCCCGCAUCCUAUCUGGCGAGUUUGCAGGCCAGCUCCGCCUGCUGCCACGUAUCAGGCUCACUUCAACCAGUAGAGAGCUCCCGUUUAUCGUCAGCCGGGUCCAGUUUCCAGUUCGCCUCUCCUUUGCAAUCACUGUAAACAAGUCACAGGGCCAGUCACUCUCUGUUGUAGGCGUUGAUCUGCGUCACGCUGUGUUUACACAUGGCCAGCUAUACGUAGCUAUGUCCCGUGUAACUACACUUGCAGGCCUGUCAAUCCUGCUGCCAGCACCUGAUACUAGCGAUGAGCCAUCCCGUACGGUCCCUAAUAUCGUAUACCCAGAGGUGCUCCUGUAG